Messenger RNA from Pongo pygmaeus (Bornean orangutan), 6607 nucleotides. RefSeq names its product zinc finger protein 85. Gene Ontology annotation, biological process: regulation of DNA-templated transcription. The transcript is spliced from 4 exons. Bases 169 to 1956 code for a protein of 595 amino acids. Gene Ontology annotation, molecular function: RNA polymerase II cis-regulatory region sequence-specific DNA binding; DNA-binding transcription factor activity, RNA polymerase II-specific. NCBI's taxonomy places the organism in Eukaryota, Metazoa, Chordata, Mammalia, Primates, Hominidae. The record is from RefSeq and is a predicted model, not a curated record.
GGCAUCCGGGAUGUGGCGGGGCCUUUGUCUCUCGCUGCAGCCUGAGCUCCAGGUCUUCUUUCCUGCUCUGUGUUCUCUGCUCGUAGAGUCCCAGCCUCUGUGGCCCUGUGACCUGCAGGUAUUGGGAGAUCCACAGCUAAGACGCCGGGACCCCCUGGAAGCCUAGAAAUGGGACCAUUGACAUUUAGGGAUGUGGCCAUAGAAUUCUCCCUGGAGGAGUGGCAUUGCCUGGACACUGCACAGCGGAAUUUAUAUAGGAAUGUGAUGUUAGAGAACUACAGAAACCUGGUCUUCCUGGGUAUUGCUGUUUCUAAGCCAGACCUGAUCACUUGUCUGGAGCAAGGAAAAGAGGCAUGGAGUAUGAAGAGACAUGAGAUCAUGGUGGCCAAACCCACAGUUAUGUGUUCUCAUUUUGCCCAAGACCUUUGGCCAGAGCAGAAUAUAAAAGAUUCUUUCCAAAAAGCGACACUGAAAAGAUAUGGAAAAUGUAGACAUGAGAAUUUACCAUUAAGAAAAGGCUGUGAAAGUGUGGAUGAGUGUAAGAUGCACAAAGGAGGUUAUAAUGGACUUUACCAAUGCCUCGCAGCUACCCAGAGCAAAAUAUUUCAGUGUGAUAAAUAUGUAAAAGUCAUUCAUAAAUUUUCAAAUUCAAACAGACCUAAGAUAAGACAUACUAAAAGGAAACCUUUCAAAUGUAGAGAAUGUGGCAAAUCAUUUCGCAUGAUUUCAUGCCUAACUGAACAUAGCAGAAUUCAUACUAGAGUAAAUUUCUACAAAUGUGAAGAAUGUGGAAAAGCCUUUAACUGGUCCUCAACCCUUACUAAACAUAAGAGAAUUCAUACGGGAGAGAAACCCUACAAAUGUGAAGAAUGUGGUAAAGCCUUUAACCAGUCCUCAAACCUUAUUAAACAUAAGAAAAUUCAUACUGGAGAGAAACCCUACAAAUGUGAAGAAUGUGGCAAAACUUUUAACCGAUCCUCAACUCUUACUACCCAUAAGAUAAUUCAUACUGGAGAGAAACCCUACAAAUGUAAAGAAUGUGGUAAAGCUUUUAACCGAUCUUCAACCCUUACUACCCAUAGAAAAAUUCAUACUGGAGAGAAACCCUACAAAUGUGAAAAAUGUGGCAAAGCCUUUAAGCAGUCCUCAAACCUUACUACACAUAAGAUAAUUCAUACCGGAGAGAAACCCUACAAAUGUAAAAAAUGUGGAAAAGCCUUUAACCAGUCUGCACACCUUACUACCCAUGAGAUAAUUCAUACUGGAGAGAAACCCUACAAAUGUGAAAAAUGCGGAAAAGCCUUUAAUCAUUUCUCACACCUAACUACACAUAAGAUAAUUCAUACUGGAGAGAAACCCUACAAAUGUAAAGAAUGUGGCAAAGCUUUUAAACACUCUUCAACCCUUACUAAACAUAAGAUAAUUCAUACUGGAGAGAAGCCCUACAAAUGUAAAGAAUGUGGAAAAGCUUUUAACCAAUCCUCAAAACUUACUGAACAUAAGAAAAUUCAUACUGGAGAGAAACCCUAUGAAUGUGAAAAAUGUGGCAAAGCUUUUAACCAGUCCUCAAAUCUUACUAGACAUAAGAAAAGUCAUACUGAAGAGAAACCUUACAAAUGUGAAGAAUGUGGCAAAGGUUUUAAAUGGCCCUCAACCCUUACUAUCCAUAAGAUAAUUCAUACUGGAGAGAAACCAUACAAAUGUGAAGAAUGUGGCAAAGCUUUUAACCAGUCCUCAAAACUUACUAAACAUAAGAAAAUUCAUACUGGAGAGAAACCCUACACAUGUGAAGAAUGUGGCAAAGCCUUUAACCAGUCCUCAAACCUUACUAAACAUAAGAGAAUUCAUACUGGAGAAAAACCUUACAAAUGUGAAGAAUGUGACAAAGCUUUUAAAUGGUCUUCAGUCCUUACUAAACAUAAGAUAAUUCAUACCGGAGAAAAAUUACAAAUGUGAAAAUUAGCGCAAAGCUUUUAACCAAUUCACAAGUCUUACUAAACAUAAGAAAAUUUAUACUGGAGAGAAACUCUACUAACCUGAAAGAAGUGACAAUAAUUUUGACAACACCUCAAACUUAUAAGCAUGAAAGUAAUCAUACUGGUGAGAAAUUCUAAAAAUGUGAAGAAUGUGGCAAGUCUUUAAAUGGUUGUCACACUUUAUUUUAGGUAAGAUAAUUCAUACUGGAACAAACUACAAGUGCAAACAAUGUGGCAAAACUUAAUUUAUGCUCACACCUUAUUGCACAGAAAAGAAUUUUUAGUUGAGAAAAAUUAUACAAAUAUAAAGAAUGUGGAAAAGCCAUUAAUAUCUACUUACAUGUUACUCAGCAUCAGAAAGUACUUAAUAAAAGCAUUAUAAAUGCAAUUACUGUCAAAAGAGCAUUCAGAAAAUAUAAGCCUUUAAUGUGAGAAAGAGUAAUCAUUUUGAAGGCAAACAUUGCAAAUUUAAAGAGGGUUGUAGUACCUUUACUUGUACCACAAAUCUUAUUAUACAGAUUUUGUACUAGAGGAAACCCCUGAAGCAGUUGCUUAAACUUUGUUUAACAUCAAAGAAUUUUUUUUUUUCUUUUUUGAGACGGAGUUUCGCUCUUGUUAUCAAGGCUAGAGUGCUAUGGUGUGAACUCGGCUCGCCGCAACCACCACCUCCUGGGUUCAAACAAUUCUCCUGCUUCAGCCUCCCGAGUAACUGGGAGUACAGGCAUGUGCCACCAAGCCUGGAUAAUUUUGUAUUUUUGGAAGAGACGGGGUUUCUCCAGGUUGGUAAGGCUGGUCUCAAACUCCUGACCUCAGGUGAUCUGCCCGCCUCAGCCUCCCAAAGUGCUGGGAUUACAGGCAUGAGCCACCACACCUGGCCAACAUCAGAGAAUUUAUAUUUGAGAAAAACCCUGCAAAUGUAACAAAUUUUGAAAAACCUUUUCAAAAACUACAGCUUAAAAAGCAGCAGAGGAUUCAUACUAAAAUAUAUUUUUGCAGAUGCAGUAGAUAUAAAAAUAUAUUUAAUCCAAAAUUAAGUUCAUGUAAAUAUCAGAGGGUUCACAGUAGAAAUAUCUAAGGUGCUGGCACUUCAGACACUACACUAAAUCAGAGUGCUGGGUAUAGAAAAUAAUCCAAAACUAAAUUUGGUGGAUAAAUUAUUUGUAUGUAACUUUAAAAGAAGUAGGACAUUUUUUGCAGAGUUUUAAUUACAUUCAAAGUAUACUUUUUUCCUUAAAAAUAUUACAGGUUUUUUGAAAAACAAAUAAUCAUGUAAUUCAACUUUCAAAUUACUUCAUGCUGUUUCUUCUUCACUGCUAUUAUAUUCACAUGUGAAAGCAUGUGAUCAGUGGUUGCUACAUCAAAGAUAUGAGUUUUUUUAUUAGGUGGUCAUUAUUUAUGACCUUUUCUAUUAAAGAAUAAGAACAUUAGGCUGGGCGCAUUGUCUCACACCUGUAAUCCCAGCACUUUGGGAAGCCGAGACAGGCAGAUCAUGAGGUCAGGAGUUCGAGACCAGCCUGGCCAAUAUGGUGAAACCCCAUCUACUAAAAACUACAAAAAUUAGCUGUGCACUGUGGCGCGCACCUGUAAUCCCAGCUACUCGGGAAGCUGAGGCAGGAGAAUCACUUGAACCCAAAAGGCGGAGGUUGCAGUGAGCCGAGGGCACGCCCUGGGCAACAGAGCAAGACUCCGUCUCAAAAAAAAAAAAACAAAAAAGUACACCAUUCUUAUGUAUGCUCCAGCCUGGGUGACAGGGUGAGACUCCAUCUCAAAAACAAAAAAGAAUAAGAACAUUAAAAUGUAAGAUGCAUGAUGAAACUCUAAGUGGUGGGGCUCUUUGUGGUUAACAUAAUCAUUGAGUGAUAUAUGAGGUAGUUGUUCAGAGUAAUAUUCUGCAUUAUAGUGAAUGAAAAACAUUUUUAAUUUUAGCUAAAAUUAGUAAUAUAUUAUUUUACUAAUUAUAGUUCUAUGUAAUAAAAUGCAGUACAUUUUUAAAUUUUCAGAUUACAUUUAAACUUAGUUUUUUAAUUAAACUUUUUUUAACAUUAUGACCAUUGUGCAUUCAAUGAUGUUUUACGAUGCCACUAAGUUUAACCUAUCUACCUUACUCAAGAAUGUAGUUAAAAGAUGGUUACACUGUGUAAUUUGGUAACAUAAUGAACUAACAUCUCUUUUGCCAGUGGCUUUAAACUGCAAAUAGGUUAAAGAAUAUUGUUCUUGUAGGUAAAAUUUUUAUUCGUUUUUCUUAUAUGAACUUAUUUUUUUUUUUUAAUUUUGGCGGGUACAUAGUAUGUGUAUAUAUUUAUGCCAUAUAUAGAAUAUUUUGAUACAGGCAUAUAAUAUGUAACAAUCACAUCAGGGUAAGUGAAGUAUCCAUCACCUCCAGCAUUUACCCUUUGUAUUACAAACCUAUUCUACACAUUUAGUUAUUUUGAAAUGUGCAAUUGUUAUUGGUUACAGUAACCAAUUUGCAUGGAAUGUCUACUUCCUUCUGGCCACUUUGGCAAGUGGCAAGAUUUUGGUCAUAAUUUUAUUUUAUGGUCAUAAUAAGAAUUGUAUAGAAGUAUUAAUAAAAUCCAUACAUUUCUGAAUUCUGAAUAAACAUUUAAAAAUUUGUUAAUAUUUUUCUUUAAACCUGGCUUCUCUGCCUGCAAACACAUACAGACUCUUAAUUUUUAUUUACAGAGGUAAAUAUACACAUAUUACUCUAAAGAUAAACCUUAGGGGUAAGAAAAUUAUAAAGUCUGUGUGUUUUUGUGCAUAUGAAUUUGUACCUAUAUUCAGAAGAAAAGAGCAAUAUUGGAACAAAACAAAUCAUCUUAAUAAGGUAACUAAUUGGCUGUGUGCAGUGUCUCAUGCCUGUAAUCCCAUUACUUUGGGAGGCUGAGGCGGGUGGAUCACCUGAGGUCCAGAGUUCGAGAUCAGCCUGACCAAUAUAGUGAAACCUCAUCUCUACUAAAAAUACAAAAAUUACCUGGGUAUGGUGGUGUGCACCUCUAGUCCCAGUUAGGAGGCUGAGAGAGGAGAAUUGCUUGAACCCAGGAUGCGGAGGUUGCAGUGAACUGAGAUUUUGCCACUGCACUCCAGCCUGGGUGAAAGAGUAAUACUCAUCUCAAAAAAAUAAUAAUAAGGUAACUAGUUUACUAGAAAACUGAAUACCUCAAAAAUGCUGAAAACAAAUGUAUACUCUCUGCUUUGUGUUAUUGUAAUAUCUUAUGGCUUAUGGUUAAGAAUAUUCCCAUGCAAAUAUUUUGUUUUGACUUGGCUGGUACUCAUGCUGGACCUAUAAUUUUCUUGUUUUUUAUAAUUUUUUUAUAGUUUCUGAGGCAUUAUUAUGUGAGCUUGUCAGGGAUUAUAAUGCUUUUAUAAAAUUUAGUAGUGCACACAAAAUAAUGUUUAGAUGUUAUUCCAAAAUUAGUGUAUCGUUAUAUUUUAUUUUCUUAGAACAUUUCAUUUGUUCUUUUAAUUGGAGAACUCUAAACCUGCUUUAGUUGUUGUUCUUUUCACUUUUUAUAAUUGAAAUAACUAUAUUUAUUUAUUGAGCCAAUUUUUUUUCCGGUAAGUACUAAGGAUGCUUUAUAAGUCAUGAGGAUGUUUUUAUAUAUAAAUAUAGCAAACAAACAUGACAGUGCCUGCUGUGUAACAGAUGCUGCAUAACAAGCUAUAAAUAUUCCUGCUGAAGUUAGUUUGUAACUUCAAGUCAGAGAUGGAAAAUAUCAAUGGUGAAAAAAUAAUAUUGAUUCUUCAUGUUAAGAAGACAUUUUUUCCAGGCUACAAAGCUGACUCUUGCUGAAUUUAAAGAGAAAUUCUGCUUCCUUUAUUUUCUAAGUAUCUUUUGUUUUAUUAUGUGUAUUCCAGCUAUGUAUGCAUCACAGCCCUUUUCUUUCUUUUUCUGUAUUAUAUCUGUGGUUUUCUCAUUGUUGUCUUUAUGCCAUGUCAUUUUACAUGGUACUUUGUAAGUUUUGAUGAGAAAGUUGGUAUUUUUUUAAAUGUACUAAAAAAUUAGUUUUAACUGGAGAGUUUGCUUAUCAAUACAACUUUCAGAUCAGUUAAUUAAGAUAAAAGGCAUUCAGUAUCCACAGGUGAGAGGAAUAAGUCAGUUAGUGUUCUUUUUUUCUGCUUGUAAAAGAAAAAAGUCUUACACAAAGUGUGGCAAAUAUUUGCUAAAAAAUAUAUCUCAGAAAUUAAAUUUUUAAGAGAGCUAAUGGUAAGUGAAAUUUUUUAAAUUUAAUUUUCUAUGAUAUAGCACAACUUAACAUUUCCAUGCAGAAUCUUCUAUUUUUAAGUGUGAAUGUUAAAGUUUGUAAAAUAAUAAGAUGACCUCUGUGGAUUUAAAAUUUGGAAUAAUAUUUCUUUUUUAUAUUGAUAUUACAAUUUGAAAAAAUUUCUCAGUCUUAUAUAAUUUUUUUAGUGGGUGAAGUUCAGUCUAGAGUUUCUAUUCUUAGUCACAUAACUGUAGCCAACUUCUUGAUCAUUUUCUCUGGAAAACGUGGAGAUCAUGGCGGCUUUUGGAUUGAAACAUAUCCUAUUAGUUUGCUCACAAACUUGUUUAGUGUGUUCGAAGAGUGGCCAGUCAUGAGACCAAAUGUUUUUAUGCAGUUAUUAUCUGUAGUAAAUAAAUAUUUAUUCUGUAA